AUGACGGGCUUUUUGAUUCCCCCGUGGUACAAGUCCGAGCUUCCAAAAAGACUGGAGGAGAAUGUCGUCAGUGUCAUCUUCGGCUUCAGCAUGGGCGCGUCAUUGUUCACUGCUGCCAUGGCCAUCAAGCAGACGAUGCAGGCCUACCGGAGGCAAAAGCUCUUCAGCGCAUACAUCAUCAUGUGCUGGCUUGAUUGGAUUGGAUGCAACUUUAUGGGUCUCGUCACUUACUUGUGGCUACGAGGAUUCGCUCCUCCUAGCUUCUGGGUCUUUUUCUUUAUCAUUGCUUUCUGGAGCAUGCAGAUCCAGUUUACCCUCCAGAUCAUCAUCAAUCGAAUAUCCCUCCUCCUCGGCAACAAAACGAACAUCAACAGAGUCAAAUGGGGAGUUGCAUUCAUUGCGACCUUGAUCAACAUCAGUGGUUUCUGCAUCUGGGUACCGGCUCGCUUGCAGAUCUCCCACCUGUACGAAGAAAUCAACAUCGUCUGGGACCGAACCGAAAAGGCUAUCUUCUUGAUUGUUGAUCUCUCGCUCAAUCUCUACUUUAUAUACCUAGUUCGCUCGCGGCUCAUCGCUUGCGGAUUGACAAAGUAUACUCAGCUGUUCCACUUCAACCUCGUUAUGGUUAUUAUUCCUGUUGUCUAUGUCCAAUUCCAUCAACUCAUCUACCUCCUCAAACUACACAUCGAGAUGAACGUCGCAUCUCUUCUCGGUCACAUAGUCAAGAGUUCAAGGGAGCAAGACGCUCGACCGAGCGAUGGAGAGCGACAGAGGGGUCGAGAUGAGUUUGGCGGCGGUCGAAUGACUACGUUUGUCUCGGCGAGUCGCACAGGACAUGUCCGACUGGAUGACAUGUCGCGGGAUGACUCCUACCGAAGGAGAUCUGACUGGGAAAAUGGGAUUGUGAAGAAGGUUGAGACCAAGGUUGUCUUUACAGAAACCGAAGACCAAGCGUCCACGUCAGACCAAGAGCGAAUGGUAUAA
Messenger RNA from Fusarium subglutinans, 984 nucleotides. RefSeq names its product glutathione s-transferase. NCBI's taxonomy places the organism in Eukaryota, Fungi, Ascomycota, Sordariomycetes, Hypocreales, Nectriaceae. The coding region runs from base 1 to 984 and encodes 327 amino acids. The transcript is spliced from 5 exons. The record is from RefSeq and is a predicted model, not a curated record.